This is a messenger RNA of Euleptes europaea (tarantolino), 1461 nucleotides long. RefSeq names its product glial cells missing transcription factor 2 (gene GCM2). The record is from RefSeq and is a predicted model, not a curated record. Gene Ontology annotation, cellular component: nucleus. Lineage: Eukaryota; Metazoa; Chordata; Lepidosauria; Squamata; Sphaerodactylidae. Bases 1 to 1461 code for a protein of 486 amino acids. Gene Ontology annotation, biological process: regulation of transcription by RNA polymerase II; gliogenesis. Gene Ontology annotation, molecular function: DNA-binding transcription activator activity, RNA polymerase II-specific; RNA polymerase II cis-regulatory region sequence-specific DNA binding. The transcript has 5 exons.
AUGUCAAAAGAUCCCUUUGAGGACUCCGACUAUGUCUGUUCCUAUGGGAUGAAGUUAACGUGGGAUAUCAAUGACCCCAAGUUGCCACAGGAGCCCAAACACUUUGAUUCCUUCCAGGAGUGGCCAGAUGGCUAUUUGAGGUUUAUUUAUACCAAUGAGGAUAAAAAUGCACAGCGGCAUCUCAGUGGCUGGGCCAUGCGCAACACCAACAACCACAACUGCCAAAUCCUGAAGAAGUCCUGCCUUGGUGUGGUGGUAUGUGCCAGGAACUGCACGCUGCAAGAUGGGACCAAACUUCAGCUCCGUCCUGCUAUAUGCGAUAAAGCUCGGCAAAAGCAACAAAAAAAGCACUGCCCAAACUGCAGUUCAGCCCUUGAGUUAAUUCCUUGCCGGGGACAUAGUGGCUACCCAGUAACUAACUUCUGGAGACAUGACGGCAAAGUGAUAUUUUUUCAGGCCAAGGGAAUUCACGACCACCCUAGACCAGAGAGCAAAUCAGAGACUGAGGCGAGAAGAAGUGCCCUUAAAAAGCAAGUGCCACCUUCUCACUCAUCCCAGAAAAAAGGGCUUCUGGACUAUCAGAUAGGAACAUGUAAUGAGAAUGGUGAAUACUUUAACUAUAUUCAUCAUCUGGCAUGUGAAGGACCAGAAAAAAACAGCAUAAUUCCAGAUACCUGUUUACCACUCGCAACCCAGCCUCACCAUACAUUUCAAAACAUAGAAUCUUACAAAGUUACUUAUGAUGCAGCCAGUGUUCCUGGGGAUAUGGAACUGCCUCUCCAGAAGUACCCAAGUCCCACAGUCUAUACAUCUAAGCCAAGUUGUGGCUAUGAAUGUGCAUUUCCUGGUUAUAUUGGAUCCGGUUUGUAUCCAACAUUUCUCAAAGACCCAAUGGAUAUCCCAGUGGAUACUGAUCAUGUCAUGCUGAAUGGACUUCCAUAUUGUGUAAAUUCAGUAAGUCCCCAUGAAAAGAACAUUGAUGGGAUAUUUAAACAUCAUGGAUUGAAACCAUCCUUAGAAGAAACUAACAAUGGAGAAAAUGUUGGGCAUGGAAUGAAUCAAGCUGAUGCUGAUCACCCUCGUAAUAGUGGAGAGUAUCCUUGCAACUAUGAGACUCAUUCCCCUCUGGAGUUUCCAGCUUUGCAGACUGUUAUAACUACUAAGAUGUCCUAUGAAGCCUAUAAGUCAUCAGUGGUGAAAUGUGGUGACUAUUUUUAUGAAGUGAAAGAUCUUCUGGUAGGUCCCCUUGAGGAGGACAUUGCUAGAAAUGUCUGCCCUGAGAUAAAAGUUCAAGAAGACUGGGGAAUGGUCAAAUCAAGUUCGCGUAGUGACCAAUUUCUGACCAGUAAUAAGGCAGAACAUGUAGAGUCAAUGGUAACUUAUCAGGAUGGUUCAAACACUGAAAGGAAUUAUACUGGAUUUGAAGGACAAACAUUCAGAUUUGAGAAUACUGAAUACUAA